Grosmannia clavigera kw1407 is the source of this 504-nucleotide messenger RNA. Its product is annotated as ubiquitin conjugating enzyme. The record is from RefSeq and is a predicted model, not a curated record. Bases 1 to 504 code for a protein of 167 amino acids. NCBI's taxonomy places the organism in Eukaryota, Fungi, Ascomycota, Sordariomycetes, Ophiostomatales, Ophiostomataceae. The transcript has 2 exons. Gene Ontology annotation, cellular component: cytosol; endoplasmic reticulum.
AUGGCCCAGUCGACCGCCCACCGCCGCCUGCUGCAGGAAUACCGGACGCUGACGAACAACCCGCCCGAGGGGAUCACGGCCGGGCCGGUGUCCGAGGACGACAUGCUGCACUGGGAGGCGCUGAUUCAGGGCCCCGAGGGCACGCCCUUUGAGGGCGGCGUCUUUCCUGCCGAGCUGCGCUUCCCCAAGGACUAUCCGCUGGCGCCGCCGACCAUGCGCUUUGUCGGCUGCGAAGUGUGGCACCCCAACGUCUACCCCAGCGGCCUCGUCUGCAUCUCCAUCCUCCACCCCCCCGGCGACGACCCCAACCACUACGAGCACGCGUCCGAGCGCUGGUCCCCCAUCCAGAGCGUCGAGAAGAUCCUCAUUUCCGUUAUGAGCAUGUUGGCCGAGCCCAACGACGAAAGCCCCGCCAACGUCGAGGCCGCCAAGAUGUGGCGUGAGCGCCGCACCGAGUACGACAACAAGGUGCGCGUCGGCGUGCGCCGCAUGUUGGGGCUGUAG